Molecule: messenger RNA, 732 nt
Organism: Akanthomyces muscarius
Lineage: Eukaryota; Fungi; Ascomycota; Sordariomycetes; Hypocreales; Cordycipitaceae
Exons: 2
Coding region: 1-732 (243 amino acids)
Cellular component (GO): mitochondrial small ribosomal subunit
Molecular function (GO): structural constituent of ribosome
Source: RefSeq, a predicted model, not a curated record
AUGCGUGGCCGCCAAAUCAGGCCAGCCCGGGUGCUGCAGAGCGUCCAGGAGGAACUGAAGCGCAAUGUCAUGGGCAGCACCAAGACGUACAAGCCGCCGUGGCUCAACAUUGUCUCCUCGGUGCCCCCGUCCGAGACGCUCAUCCGACCGAUCCCCGCGCAGCACACCGAGUUCAGCGGGAGCAAAAAGAUCAAGAAGCCGCGCAACAUCUACCGCCCGCAAAAGAUUGUCUACCUCGAGGACACCCUGCGCGCGGCGUUUUACAAGGACCACCCCUGGGAGCUGGCCAGACCACGCGUCAUUCUCGAGUCGGACGGCAGGGACAGCCAGCACUGCGACUGGAGCAAGGGCGUGCGCCAACCAGGCAUUGCCCUGACGGGAGAGAGCGUCGUACAACGCCAAUUAUACCUCAUGGAGGCCGAAAAGAUGGCGCAGAGCAAGGCCUACGACGUGGCGCGCCACGAAUUCUACAAGCUGCGCCAGGCAGAGGAGAUUGAGCGCAGGGUCGCCGUCGAGGAGGCUCGCCACGUCGGCGCCUACUUUGGCAAGACGAGGGGCGAUGUCGGCAUGAUGCUCGAGGACCACGAGUUUGAGAACUGGAAGAUCUGGGCCGGCAAGGAGACGGCGGCGCGGCAGGCGCGCGAGGCGUCCGAGGUGGAAACGUUUGACCCUGAAGAUUCUCUGCCCGACGUUGAUGCAGCUCCUGCCGAAACACAGCCCUCAGCAGUAUAG